AUGAAUCCAUGGGAAUCAAUAACCCCCUCUUCCGAGUUGCACUGGCAUCCAUGCUACACCUUCAUCCACCGCUCCUUCCUCUGCGCCCGCCUGACCGUGCCCAUGGACUACGCCCGCCCGCUCAACGUCUCGUCGCAGGACAAUAACCACCCCAGAGUCGACAUCGCCCUACUCCUGCUCCCCGCCGAGUCAUCGUCCUCCUCAUCCUUGCUAACAGAAAAGGUGAUGAAAUCCCCGCUGCUAGUAAAUCCCGGCGGACCAGGCGGAUCCGGCGUCGCCCUCGCCCUGCUCGUCGGCCCGUCCAUGCAAAAGAUCCUUGGUCCCGACCAGCCCAUCCUGGGCUUCGAUCCCCGCGGCAUAGGCUUCACGACGCCCAGGGCGGAUUGCUGGGCGAAACCGCCGCCGGAGAGCUGUCGUCGUCCGAGUCCGGGCCAUCGUCAUCAUCCCACCACCGCCAACCAUUACGACAACAACAGCGACAAUAACGCGGGUGAUGAUGAUGAUGAUGGUGGUGAUGGCGGAAGCAGGCGGGGGCGGCCGGGGUGUGAGGAAGACGUCAUGACGGGACUGCUGCACCGGUUGGAGUGGGAGAACAUGAAUGCGGCGUACGGGCUGAUGGGAGAGAGCGAGGUGGCGGUGCGGUAUCUGGAUGCGGCGCAGCGCGGGGUGAAUGGGCUCUGUCGGUGGAAGGAUGGGCUGGUUGGUGACGACUCGGAUGGGGGUGGCAGUGUGUUGAGGUGGGCGGCGACGAGGAAUGUGGUGAGGGAUAUGGUUGAGAUCGUCGAGGCGUGGGGGAAGUGGGUUGAUACCCUCGACGGGGGGGUGGCGGAUGAGAUGAGGGGGAAGUUGGUGUAUUGGGGGUUCUCGUAUGGCACGUACCUUGGUGCGACGUUUGCGCGGACGUUUCCGGAGCGGGUGGGGAGGUUGGUGUUGGAUGGGGUGGUGGAUGCCGAGUUUUAUGAGGAACCGGUUUGGAAGGAGAGUUUGUUGGAUGCCGAUAACGUGCUGGGGACGUUCUUCCAGUUCUGUGCCGAGACUGGGAGGAAGUGUCAGCUGUACCGGCAGGGCGAUGAGGCGGCGGUUGUGCAGAGGAGGUACGAGGCCAUCAUGGACCGGCUGGAGACCAGCCCGCUCACGUUCAACCACCCGGAGAAUCAAUAUCCGGUCCUCGUGCGGGCCAGUCAGGUCAAGAACAUCGUGUUCAGAAUUCUAUACUCGCCGAUUCAGGGGUUCCCUGUCCUGGCAUCCGUGCUGAACUUCAUCUACGAGGAUAUGUUCGAGGAACUGGGCGCAUUCACCCAAGAUCCACAGCUUGUGUGCAGCAUAUCGGACAACCCAUCGGUACUGGGCAUGUUGACGGAUGCUCAGCGUGCCAUCAUGUGCGGGGACAAGACACACCCGGUGAACAUGACUGUCCCCGAAAUAACUUCGGCCUACCAAGCCAUGGCCGCGAACUCGCAGUUCGCUGACAUCUGGAUGGGCCUGAUGCUACAGUGUAACGGCUGGGACAUCUUUCCGCCGGGCCAGGCUCCGACCGACCCCUGGGCUGCGGCGAACCAGAUCGAGACGGCCAACCCCGUCCUCUUCCUCUCCAACACGUACGACCCCGUCACGCCGCUCAAGGCGGCCGUCAAAAUGGCCCUCAAGUUCAAGGGCGCCGGCCUGCUGGAACAAAAGUCGCAGGGUCAUUGCACCCUCUCGGCGGUGUCGAGGUGCACUGCUAGAGCCGUCAGGGACUAUGUGACGACGGGGAAGCUUCCUCCGCCUCCCAAGGAGGUCGACGAAAACUUUAACGGAAAGUGGAAGCAGUGCGAAGCUGAUGAGGCGCCGUGGAGGAGGCUCGGCACAAGUGAGGUUCACGCGUGGGCGGCCGAGGAGCGGGAAAUGGCCGACGGGUGGCGGCAUCUGCAGGAGGUUAUGGAGACGAUGCAAAGAUGGGGGGUUGGCAAGAACAAUGAUCUGGACAUGGCGGCAGUCAUGAAGCUCGCAAGAGGUGGUCAAACAACGUGA
Molecule: messenger RNA, 2010 nt
Organism: Parathielavia appendiculata
Lineage: Eukaryota; Fungi; Ascomycota; Sordariomycetes; Sordariales; Chaetomiaceae
Product: alpha/beta-hydrolase
Exons: 3
Coding region: 1-2010 (669 amino acids)
Source: RefSeq, a predicted model, not a curated record